Molecule: messenger RNA, 1850 nt
Organism: Chroicocephalus ridibundus (black-headed gull)
Lineage: Eukaryota; Metazoa; Chordata; Aves; Charadriiformes; Laridae
Gene: STUB1
Product: STIP1 homology and U-box containing protein 1
Exons: 7
Coding region: 97-1038 (313 amino acids)
Biological process (GO): protein quality control for misfolded or incompletely synthesized proteins; proteasome-mediated ubiquitin-dependent protein catabolic process; protein polyubiquitination
Cellular component (GO): Z disc; cytoplasm
Molecular function (GO): ubiquitin protein ligase activity; protein-folding chaperone binding
Source: RefSeq, a predicted model, not a curated record
CGGCGGCGGCGGCGGUGGCGGCUGUCGCAGUGCGCGGCCGGAGCCAGCGGAGCCGCCGGCCCCAACGGGCCGGGCCGGGCCGGGCCGGGCGGCGCCAUGAAGGGGAAGGAGGAGCGGGAGGGAGGCGCGGCGGGGGCCGGGGCGGCGGGAGCGGGCGCGGGGGGAGCGGGGGGCGGCAGCCCCGAGAAGAGCCACAGCGCGCAGGAGCACAAGGAGCAGGGAAACCGGCUCUUCGGCGGCCGCAAGUACCCCGAGGCCGCCGCCUGCUACGGCCGCGCCAUCAACCGCAACCCCUUGGUGGCCGUCUACUACACCAACCGAGCCCUCUGCUACCUGAAGAUGCAGCAGCACGACAAGGCGCUGGCGGACUGCAAGCGCGCCCUGGAGCUGGAUGGCCAGUCAGUGAAGGCUCAUUUCUUCCUGGGCCAGUGCCAGAUGGAGAUGGAGAAUUACGACGAGGCCAUCGCCAACCUGCAGAGAGCCUACAACCUUGCCAAGGAGCAGCGGCUGAAUUUUGGGGACGAUAUCCCCAGCGCACUGCGCAUCGCCAAGAAGAAACGCUGGAACAGCAUCGAGGAGAAGCGCAUCAACCAGGAGAACGAGCUGCACUCCUACCUGACCAAGCUGAUCAUGGCAGAGAAGGAGAGGGAGCUGGCCGAGUGCCGAAAGACUCAGCAGGAAGAAAACACGGACGAGAGCCGGAGCCGAGUUCAGCUGGCCAGCAUCGAGGCAAAACACGACAAGUACCUGGCGGACAUGGACGAGCUCUUCUCUCAAGUGGAUGAGAAGAGGAAGAAGCGGGACAUCCCUGACUACCUGUGCGGGAAGAUCAGUUUCGAGCUGAUGAGGGAGCCCUGCAUCACACCCAGCGGCAUCACCUACGACAGGAAGGACAUCGAGGAACAUCUCCAGCGCGUGGGUCAUUUCGAUCCGGUGACGCGGAGUCCCCUGACCCAGGACCAGCUCAUCCCCAACCUCGCCAUGAAGGAGGUGAUAGACGCGUUCAUCUCGGAGAACGGCUGGGUGGAGGAUUACUGAAGGGCCAAGGGGACAAUGCUGGGCCCGCCCAGGCCACCCCCACCCCCCCCAUCCCCAGCUCCACUGGCCACGGAUGGCUCUCGCUGGGCUGGCGCCAUGCCUUACUCGCUCUCUGGCUGUUCCACCUCCGCUCCGGGUGCUCGGCGGCAGCGCUGGGCGAGGGCGCGUCACCAUCUCCCCUUCCCGAGGAACCGCAGCGGCCGGGUGGGCACGAAGCCACCCCGGGCUCCCCUCUCCACCAGCUCCUCACAGACCACGGCACUUGGAGGAAGACCUGCCCGGCCCUUUGGAGAAGGCUGGCUCCUCGCAGGGGCCUCAAAGGUCACCCCAACGUCUUCAUCGCCCAGAGAACGGGGUGCCCCCUCGGCUACAGCGGCUGAUAAUCCCCAAAGAUCCCAUCCUGCUCCGGGGAGGUGAGCUCGCCCGGAUGAGUGCCUGGCGCUGGUUUGGCCCAGUCCCCUCCCCAUGUACAUAGUUGUGUCCUUGUCCUUCCACUGCCUGCCUGGCUGGGGUCGGGUCCUCCUCGCUCCUGUAAAUAGCCACUCGCCAGAGUGGGAGACCGAUGUUCCCACUGCAGAUGCCGAUCCACCCUCCGGCUUUUCCUUGGAAACUGCUGCCCCCGGGGGCUGGAAGGGGCUGGCUUGCGCGUCCCCUCGCCCACUGGGACCGUGGUUCCCUGCAAACAACCGCCCAGGUUAAAGUUCUUGUUCCUUUUAAUGAAUUCCCUUUAAAAAAGAAAAAAAACAACCGACGGCUCCACGGCCGACCGCGACUCCAGCGUUUUGGUCGGCCAUCAGCCUGCCUGGCUUUUG